CAGAGGGGCGGUGCUCGGCCACCGAGCGCGCCCACGCGGUCCUCGACGGAGCCGCGGCAUCCCACCGUGCGGCUCCCGGACCCCGCAUCCCACCGGCCCCAGGAUGGGCGCGCGCGCUUCGGGCGGACCCCGGGCCCCGACUGGGUUCCUGUUGCUGCUGCUGCUCGGGCUGCUGGCCCCGGGCGCGCAAGGGGCGCGGGGCCGCGGCGGUACCGACAAGAACAGCUACCGCCGCACGGUCAACACCUUCUCGCAGAGCGUCAGCAGCCUGUUCGGCGAGGACAACGUGCGCGCCGCUCAGAAGUUCCUGACGAGGCUGACCGAGAGGUUCGUGCUGGGAGUGGACAUGUUUGUGGAAACCCUGUGGAAAGUUUGGGCGGAGCUCUUGGACGUCCUUGGACUUGACGUCUCGAACCUGUCCCAGUACUUCAAUCCAAGCUCGGUGGCCAACAGCCCCACCCGUGCCCUCCUGCUGGUGGGUGUCGUCCUCCUGGCCUACUGGUUCUUGUCUCUGAGCCUGGGCUUCACCUUCAGCGUCCUGCACGUGGUGUUCGGCCGCUUCUUCUGGGUGGUGCGGGUCAUCCUGUUCUCCAUGUCGUGCGUGUACAUCUUGCACAAGUACGAGGGCGAGCCCGAGAACGCCGUGCUGCCCCUGUGCUUCGUGGUGGCCGUCUACUUCAUGACCGGGCCCAUGGGCUUCUACUGGCGCAGCAGCCCCGGUGGCCCCAGCGUGGAGGAGAAGCUGGAACAGCUGGAGAACCAGGUGAGGCUGCUCAACAUACGUCUCAACCGGGUGCUCGAGAGCCUUGACCGCUCCAACGGCAAGUGACAACCAGCCAGCCGGCCGGGGCCCCUCCUCCCAGCGCCCUCUCUGCGGAAACAAAAAAGAAGAAGAAAGAAAAGAACGCCAAACCCCAAGCAGUCUUAAUAAACGUGUCUGAGCAGGAGAGCGGCGCUUUGUGAGGGUGUUUCUGGCCACGUGUCGACUCUUAGGACAUCUUCCGGGAAGAAUGGGACAGGAUCGUUGAUGUAGAACUACCCACCAAGUGUCAUCAGUGGGAAAAAAAUCUUUUUUAAACAAAGGACGUAACCAUAUUAGCUGUACAGGAAGAGAAGUUUAUCUGUGCAUAGAGCAUAAAGUUAAUUUUUUCAAGCAUUUAAAGACACCUUUUGUAAGGUUUUUUAACACAGACAGAUCGAGUUAAGUUUUAAUAAACUUAAAACUUUACAUGGCGGGGAAGGGAUUGCUAAUUCGACCUUUUGGAAGAGUUUCAAGGCGAGCGUUUGUUUUUGCAGCGUAGGGAUUGGUGGGUGAGGUCUGUGUGCAGUCUUUUCAGGUUCCAAAGCUGUGACCUUCACUUCGUGUUGUUUUUCGUGGAUGUCGAUUGGAUGAAUGUUGUCGCUUCUGAAUGUGGGCCGUUGGGUUUCCAGGAUGGAACUAAACAUCUUUUGGAUCCUAGUGACCCCAGCCAAGCCCCCUUCAAUCCUAUUUCUAAAUGAAGAAAUCAUUAUUUGUAGAAAACCUAAGAUUUUUUUCCCCCCUUCUGUACUUUGAUCUAUUUUAACCUCAACGUUUUGUAAAGGGAAAUUCAAGGACCAGGCAAAGAAAUGUCUUUGGGGUUUGAUGCCAGAGCUGCCUGGGUAAGCUCAUUCAGGAAUCUAUUUGAUGUCCUAAUUUCGCCAUGUGCCACCCAGGUUGAUACAGGAAAGAUACGCUCUCUAGGGUUUUCUGUUUAUUUGUUUCAUCUUGGUUUUGGGUGACACAGGGCCUUAGAAGGAAAACCAACCAUAGCAGCUAAUAAUAACAUUUUCAAGUCUGUUGCUGCUUAUAAAGCAUUCUCAGGAACAAUAAGCAGGAAUAAGCCAGACUUGGAGAAGAUCUGAAUUAUUUUUCCUGAAAUUUUUACAGUACACGUGUUAGGUGCUUUUUGCCUGGAGUCUGGGGUGACCUCAUUUGUAGGUGGUCCCCAGGGGCAGAGAGAGGUAUGUGCAGGGCAGACAGCUGUGGGGUCCUGGAAAAAGGGGGCUUUGCAAGGCUCGGAUCAGGGGCUAGUGGAGAUGCCCCUUUCUGGGUACCAACAAGCACAGGAGGGCAAGGAAAGGAUGCCCCGGGUUUUGCUGCCAGGGGUCAUGACUGUCUUUCCCUGCCCACCUGCAUCAUGCCCUAGCAGCCCCCUCACAGGAGCCCCUCUACGCAGGUUUGCAGAGACCCCUGUCAGAUCAGGUAGAACCAAGACCUUUUGGUCCAGGUAUCAUUUUGGGGAAAACUCAGCUGCCUGCCAACUCCUCCUGUGCCGCUUUUCUGUGACGUUUUACUUGGGGUUAUACAAGUACCUGGAAAACGGAAGCAAAUGUUUUCUGAGGAUGUUUAUGAAGCUUCUGUUUUUAAGGUGCACAAUAACGUGACCCAGACUCUCCUGCAUUCAGUUCGCUUCCUGAAACACAUGCAUGUUCUCUAGAAUUUGCUUGGGCAAAUCUUUACCCGUGGGCAUUUGACCCCCAUGUUUUCUGCAUUGAAACCGUUCCAGUUUUGUCAGUUAGAUAUUUACAGACAAAUCUAUUUUAGCACAGGGUAUGAAGAGCUCCAGGGAGGUCAUCUUUGCCCUCUUUCCUUUUGUGCAUUUGGCUUCUGUGUAUUUGGCAUGUUUAGGUAUUCGCUUUGGUCCUGUUAGCCAGAAGGGAAAUUGACAUUCUCUGCACAAAGCUUUUAGGUCUUAAAUUACUGGUCUGGGUAUAACAUCCACUCUGUUCUCUCACCCACCCUCACACAUGGAAAUCUGACGGGCCCUGUGCUGUAUUGAGAUCCAGGCAGGAAAACCGUUUCAACUUCUAGUAGGUCGGGGAAGGCUCACGUGUCUAGGUGCUGGUGGACUCAGGCCACAGCAGCAACUGGAAAUUGCUGUCGAGAAUAUGCACCUUGUUUUCCAAAUUGGCUAAGGGUAGGCUAUGAAGCCAGUUUUAUAGUAGUUCAGUACACUGAAAGGAAUGAUGUCUUUAUUUUUAACAAAAGUUAAAUAGUUAAUUAGUUCACUAGAAGUAUCACUUCAGGGUAGAACAGUCCUUGAACUUCUGAUAGAAAUCAUGGAUGUUCGAUCUGAAUAACGCCUGCUUUUUCAUGCGUAAAUUUGACUUUUGCUUGGGCGUGUUCUUAACCCCAAAUAAUUUGGGGUGUUUUUUUUUGGCUUUCUUCAUUCCAUGGAAGCUUGUAGGGUAUUUGGCCUCCCCCAUGCCCCCUCGUCUCUUCCUUUCUUCUCUCUUUUGUACAUGGAGAAAUGUAUUUUUGUACCAUAUCUCAUACCUUGAAGAGAAACCUUUUUUAUAUCUUCAGGGCUGUAGAAUAUAUUAGUGUAACACAUCAUUCAACGUGGUAUGAAGACAUCCUGUCGGAAACUACCGUGGAUCUCUGUUUUAGUUAAGACUUCGCUUUUUAGAUGUCCUCAAGUUCAUCAACAUUAAUUUCCCAGUGCUUCAGUAUCACAGUAAAAUACCAAGAACAGAGAAUAGUCCAGAAAAGAAAAAGGACCAGCUGUCUCCAGAUCGCUGGAUUUCUGUGGAUGUUUGGGGAUAAUAAUGUUUGGAGACAUCUCUUCCUUGACACCCUAGCAAAGAUGCUUUCGUGGUAUAUCAGCCUUCUGUAAAUAUAUUUUCCAGCACCAAUCAGCGUCACCUGCCUUCUGGGGUUUGGGGUUGGCUCGUUUUUGUUUUUGUACCCCGUAUCCUCUCUGGUGACAAAGUGCAACAACAGAAUUUCCUGAAAGCUAGCCUCGUGAAUUAUGCCAGGGGUCUUAACUUAUGAAGGUGACCGAGUGACAGCACGGGAGGGAGGUUAGUGCCGUUGAAAGAAGGUUCUUAAUACCCACAGUUUCCUGGAGACGACAAGCAUACCAUGCCUCGUGGGACCACAGGAAGCCUGAUACACACAGGGCCAGGAAGCAGGCGGAGGGGAACUGGGUCUGUGCUCUUCGGACUGUGGAGGGAAGUAGCGGGUUGGGGACGUCACCUGUUGGAACGAAGGGUGAACGUGCAGGAUGGGGUUAGCGCUUGGGAGGGUUAUAACCGGACUUUUGCACACCCACGAGGGCCGGCUUGCGGGGAGGAUGAAAAUCACUUUGGCCGUCAGUCUGGCCCUGUGAUGCGGCCGCCUUCUGGUUAGGAAUGACAUGUCCGGUGUCCAGUGCAGAAUCUGCAACACGGCAGAGACACCUCCUCCCUCGUGGGAAUCCUGCUUUGCUUCAUCUCCACGCUUCCGGCUGCUUCCUAAGAUGCUUUCGAGGAACGA
Messenger RNA from Kogia breviceps (pygmy sperm whale), 4279 nucleotides. RefSeq names its product BRI3 binding protein (gene BRI3BP). NCBI's taxonomy places the organism in Eukaryota, Metazoa, Chordata, Mammalia, Artiodactyla, Physeteridae. Gene Ontology annotation, cellular component: mitochondrion. The record is from RefSeq and is a predicted model, not a curated record.